Molecule: messenger RNA, 1408 nt
Organism: Aspergillus homomorphus CBS 101889
Lineage: Eukaryota; Fungi; Ascomycota; Eurotiomycetes; Eurotiales; Aspergillaceae
Exons: 2
Coding region: 262-1125 (287 amino acids)
Source: RefSeq, a predicted model, not a curated record
CGUUUUCAGUCAAUCAUAAUCUUCCUCAACCGGUAAAAUGAGCAUCCAAACAUAUGUUUCUUAACUGCGCCUUAAUUUAGCUCUUGCAUUUGCUCGGGCAACUGGAGUGCAUCUUCCAAUGUACCAAACUUCCAUCUCUUUAUAAAAACAGGGGGGUCCCGGUCACUGUUCAUCUUGCCAUUUCCACAUUCGAGUGGGUGGAGUCACUUUAUUUGAAAGCUUCACAGCUAGCUCUUUCACAAUACUGCUCCCAACUUAGAGAUGUUUACAUAUACCCCCAAACGCCCACGAGAGAAGGAGGAGCAGGAACCCGAGGGAAUCCCGAUUCAUGAAAAGAAGAAGCACCGCUCACUACCUCUACGUGUCUCUCCUCAUACAAUCAGCAGUGUGUCAUGCUCAAAACGUGAUCAGAUUGCGCCACGAGUUGGCGUGUCAACUUUGACCCCAGCGGAGUCCUCAGAGGAUGAUAAUGAUCAUGCCCAGCUUGAUGCAAACAUUGGCGAAUAUAUGUCAGAGCCAUGGGACCAAGAGGCCAAUUCAGUGCUUUCAGCUGCUCGGAUGAGCACGGAAAUGGAUGUCGACAACUGCAACGAUCUCGGUGUAGGCUUGAUUGACGAGAGCUGCAACGACCGCUCACAACAAUCACCGAUUCCCCCUAGCGUUGUAUACCGCUCGCUCACCAUAAGCGAGCAACAGACGUUACAUCUCGCGCAUGAAACGUAUCCCUUUGCAAUUUAUAACACAGAGCCUUUGAUACCUCAAAGUAGCACAUAUAGCGGACGUCGCGAUGCGCUGGAUGACCUCUACAAUGACCGCAAUACAGCUUGGUGGCGCGAUCAGCGUCUCCCGAGCCCAGUCAGUGAUGGCGAUGCCAUGAUGAUCAAUAGCAAAGAUUCUGUCAGCGAUGCGGAGAUGACAUAUACCGCAUCGCGCCCGGCGUCCCCCCCUUUGGGAAUGACAGGUGCUAUGCUCACAAACAUGCGCGAUCUAGAUCCCUCGCGAGGGUUCAUGACAGCGGCUGGAACCAGCUCAAAAAAGGUCGCAUUCUCUAUGGGCUAUCGUUCCGAUUGUGACAAAUGUCGCCGUAAGGUCCCAGGCCACUACAGCCAUAUUAUACGCAGUUGAUUUGGGAUGAUAUUCUUCGGUCAACGCUGCGUUCAAUGACCACAGUUUGACGCGUGCGGGUUGCGGUGGGUAGGGACCAACAGGCUGCAGCUGUACUUAUGAUAUCAAUCGUCAGGCGUCAGAGGGCCAACCUAACUUGCGGUUUCAUGCAGAGUGUUACUACCAUGGAUUUCAGUAACUAUAUGUUAAACUUGACCUACUGUACUUACUACGCACGGACGUUCUCUUCCGACUCCAUGUUCCGAUGACGCUGACAUAAUCAUCCGUAUCCGACGAACGGAAG